AUGGCACAAGUCGAGGUUGUAUCGUCAUCCUUGGGAGUUGUCCUUCAACAGGCCAAUGAGCACCUUCUAUUUACCCCGUUACCUACAUUCAAAGAGGUAGGAGUUCCAUCCACCCUUUCGAGCUUGCAGAACGAUGAGCCAUCUGGUGCAACGAGUCAAGAUUUGCGCUUUGACCCUAGCGCUCUGAAAGCGCGGUACGACUUAGAGCGAGACAAGCGACUUGCCGCAAACCUAGAUGGCGUUGAUCAGUAUAAAUCGAUCAAAGACAGCGAUCCCGUAUUUGGCCAUUACAUCAAUGAUCCAUACGUCAAAAGAAAGGAAAGAAGUCCAGUAAGCGAACGAGUUGAGACUUUAAUUGUUGGUGGCUAUGGUGGCCAACUAGUCGCUGUUCGGCUCCUGGAAGCGGGUGUCACAGAUAUAAGGAUGGUUGAGAAAGGGGGCGAUUUCGGAGGAACGUGGUUGUGUGGGACUCAGAAAACAAUGAGUGGAUUGCUCACAGCGACCGUGGCGACAUUAUCAAAGCACGCUUCUUUGUCUCUGCCGCAGGACGAACCAUUACACCGCCCAAAGCUGCCGGGGAUUCCAGGAAUUGAAAAGUUCAUGGGCCACUCUUUUCAUUCUUCUCGAUGGGACUAUGAUUACACUGGCGGCAACAGCACAGGAGACCUUCACAAGCUGGCUGGCAAGCGGGUAGGCAUUAUAGGUACCGGCGCGACGAGUGUCCAGAUCGUACCGCACCUAGCCAACCACGCGCAACAGCUUUACGUCUUUCAGCGUACUCCCAGUAGUAUAGAUGUUCGAGGCAACAAGAUGACAGAUACGGGGUGGGUCAAAUCGUUAGGUGAUCAUUGGCAGAAACGGCGAAUGGAUAAUUUCAACAUCAUUGUCAAUGGUGGUCAUCAAGAUGUGGACCUAGUUGCUGAUGGAUGGACGGAUAUCAUUCGCAAACUGCUCGUCCGCCGACCAAAUGACCCCAGUAACCCUGAAAGCGCCGAGGGAAUGGCUAAGAAGCGUCAGCUUUGCGAAUAUGAGAAAAUGGAGCAGAUCCGGGCACGAGUUGACUCGAUCGUCCAAAACCCGGCAACCGCCGCCAAGCUUAAACCAUAUUACAAUCAGUUUUGCAAGCGACCGUGCUUUCAUGACGAAUAUUUACAGAGCUUCAAUAGUCCAAUCGUUCAACUGGUCGACACAGAUGGCAAGGGUGCCCAGGGCAUUAGCGAAAGAGGUGUCAUCGCUAAUGGGAAAGAAUAUGAGAUUGGCUGCCUGAUUUACGCAACUGGAUUUGAACUCGCCACAGACUGGCCUCAAAGAAGUGGUUUUGAGGUAACUGGACAAGACGGAAUACUACUCUCAAAGAAGUGGAAAGAUGGUGCAUCAACCCUACAUGGCUGGACGACGCGCGGGUUUCCGAACUUCUUCAUAGUACAAAUAUUGCAAGCAGCAUUAACUCCACAUUUCAUGCAUGUCACUGCCGAUCAAGCAAUUCACUUUGCAUAUGUGAUCAACGAGACGAAAAAGCGAAACAUCAGGACCCUUCAGCCCACGUACGAAGCGGAAGAUCAAUGGGUUCAAACAAUUGUCGCAUUCAGCAAAAUCAGAGAAAGCUUUCAGAAGGAAUGUACACCCGGCUAUUAUAACAAUGAGGGCAUUCCAACCUUGAAAUUAUCUAGAAACUCGUCCUACGGCGGUGGUCCGCUAAAGUUUCUCCAAAUAAUGGAAGAGUGGCGGGCGAAGGGAGACUUGGAUGGGCUUGAUAUCGAACAUUUCGAGAGCAAUAGACAUUAUUACGUUUCACCUAGCGGUGUUUAG
Messenger RNA from Exophiala aquamarina CBS 119918, 1809 nucleotides. RefSeq names its product cyclohexanone monooxygenase. Bases 1 to 1809 code for a protein of 602 amino acids. The transcript is spliced from 2 exons. The record is from RefSeq and is a predicted model, not a curated record. NCBI's taxonomy places the organism in Eukaryota, Fungi, Ascomycota, Eurotiomycetes, Chaetothyriales, Herpotrichiellaceae.